AAUUCCACCCGCAUUUGCCAUUUACAGACGUUUCUGUGUUUGUUUAUUUUUUGUUAGUCCAUUUUCGUGCUAAGAAAAGCAAUCAUGUCCGCUCUGCAAACCCAACAACGCCAGCAGUACUAUAAAAAUGCCAAAAACAGCAGUGAGAACUUGAGAAAGAAGCGUCAAGAUGGAAACGUCCAGCUUCGAAAGUGCAAGCGGGAUGAACAGAUGCUUAAACGUAGAAACAUGAACCUGGAGGAUCUCAAUACGAGUCCAUUGAAGGAAAUGAAUAGACAAGAUGUCAGCGGUGUUGUGAUGAAAUUUGAAGACAUUGUGGAUGGUAUUACGAAAAGCUCUGAUGAGAUGCAGCAGUUUAUUUGCACACAGAAUGCUCGAAAGAUUCUCUCACGUGAACGUCACCCACCCAUUAGCAAGAUGGUUGAAGCCAACAUUGUGACAAAGCUCGUUGAGUUUCUUGCUUUGGAACAUAAUCCCUCCAUGCAAUUUGAGGCAGCAUGGGCUCUCACUAAUAUUGCAUCAGGAAACAGUGAACAAACAUCAGCUGUUGUUCAAUCUGGUGCAGUUCCAAGUCUUAUUGCUCUGCUAAGCAAUCAACAUAAGAAUGUUGUGGAACAGGCAAUGUGGGCACUUGGUAAUAUAGCUGGUGAUGGAGCUUCAAUGAGAGACUUCGUCCUUGAAAAAGGAAUCAUUCGACCACUGAUUCAACUCAUUACAGAUGACGCACCUGUGAGUUCACUUUUUAAACAAUGCGUUGUAAAAUAUUCACCUCUCUUUUCUCAGGGAUCCUUUCUGCAAAACUUAACAUGGACGGUGUCUAACUUGUGCAGGAAUAAAAACCCUCACACAGCCUUGCCAUUUAUCGUUCAACUUUUACCAACUAUCGUGAAGUUAGUUCGUGUGGAUGAUAUGCAGGUUAAAACUGAUGUGUGCUGGGCACUAAGCUACAUCACGGAUGGUCCAAACGAUCGAAUUGAGUUGGUAUUAAAGACUGGUGUGGUGGAAGAACUUGUUAGAUUGCUCAAGCAUACUACUGAUGGUAUGCUGCUUACACCUGUGCUACGUGUCAUUGGUAACAUUGUAACUGGGACAGACCAACAGACUCAGAGAGUUCUUGAUCUUGGAACACUUGAAGCUUUCCCCAAACUAUUGUCACAUGACAAACCAACAAUCCAAAAGGAAGCAGCAUGGACACUGAGCAAUAUAACUGCUGGCACCCAGGCUCAAAUACAAGCCAUUAUUGAUGCUCAUCUUAUACCUAUACUCAUUGCACUUUUAAUGAAGGGUGACUACAAGACGCAGAAAGAAGCAUGUUGGGCAAUCACCAAUUACACAUCUGGUGCUUCCAUUGAACAGCUUGUAUAUCUUGCUAAUAAUGAUGUUAUACCUGCUUUGUGCUGCUUGCUUGAAGUUAAAGAACCAAAGAUUCUUCAAGUUUGUUUGGAUGGCAUUACAAACAUGUUGGUAACUGCUGAGAAAGUUGGUGAAAUUGAAGCCAUGUGUUGUGCACUAGAAUCAUGUGGUGGUGUAGAUCAUAUUGAACAUCUACAGCAGCAUGCAAAUGAAACAGUAUACAGCAUGGCUCUUAAUAUUAUUGAUAGAUUCUUCAAUUGCGAAGAUGACGAGUCAGAGAACAUUGCUCCAAAAACUGAAGGCAGUGAUUAUUUCCAAUUCAAUGUGGAAGACAAGAAUUCAAGCCAGGGUGGAUUCAACUUCUAAACCUUUCUAUGAUUGCCACUUAAAUCUAUGUUGCGUUCUUUGCUGCCAAUACUGCCCUUUAUUUUCUGAUUGGAUUUACCUUUCGAUUAACGUAAAAAAGUGCAACCUUUAAGUUUCUAUUAUUUGGCUUUCGUUGAUUACAAUAAAUGCAUAGUUAUGAAGUAUUUUGAA
Molecule: messenger RNA, 1890 nt
Organism: Ciona intestinalis (vase tunicate)
Lineage: Eukaryota; Metazoa; Chordata; Ascidiacea; Phlebobranchia; Cionidae
Source: RefSeq, a predicted model, not a curated record